CUGUGUAGAUUCAGAUCAUCUUCAACUCCAGAGAGGAAAGAGGAACGAGCAGGACCACCGAAGAUGAACUCACUCCUCAGAGUAUCCAUCCAUCACCUCCACCACUCAUCAACACCAGCAAAACCACUCUCCUUCCUUCGCUCGCGAUACCACUCCUCAACCCACCAACUCAACCAACAGACCGUCCAACAUGCCACUCCAAAACACCAAGCACCAUCACCCAUCAAGCCAUCCCCACCAAGCACGAGCGGAAAGAAGUUCAAAGACCUAGUUCAAGAUCUCCAGCAGCGAUCGCUCUCCUUGGUAGAGCUCGAAGCGAUCCAACUGCCCUCGAACUACCGAGAUCAGCAGAAAGCGGGAGAGAAUGAACAAUCCAAGGCGAUCGCCUCCAUCAGCAAUAGCAGCAUGCCAACAGAUUCGGUCUCAAGACGCAGGAGAAGGAAAGACUUCGAACCGGACCCGAAGUUCCAGUUCGAGCGCAAGAGGGGCAAGAAACAUAUCAUGCUCGCAUUGAAACAGGCCAAGUUGAACGGCGGAUCAACCCAAUCUCAGAAGAUCGAGCUCGUCGAUCAUUUGGACCUCUCGCUCAGAUGGAACGGCCGCUUGAAAAAGAUCCUCUUCUCACUGCCUUCAUCUCAUCCUCCUCAAUCAAAUCCUAUCCCAUCAUCAUCAUCAGCAUCAGCAUCAUCAUCAUCAGCAUCAAAUGAGGGCACAACAGAGCCUCAAAAGACAUCGACAAAAGAAGACUCAACCAGCGGGAUCGAUGAAUUUGUCAAAUCAUGUCUUGGGCCGCUGGUAUGGUCGAACCCCAAAGUAGACAUCACCCUAGUCUACAGCCAAGAGCACUCUAAACCUACGCUCACCUUCUGGACGUCCGAGGAGGCUACUGACGAUGGUUCAGACGAGCAUUCAGCAACAAAAACAGUGGAACUCGAAGGAUUCAGUCGUUCCCAAAUCCUCAGAUUAGUUCUCAACCAAGAACCUUAGACCAACUUGUCAGUACAACAUCCAUGACAUGCAAAAAUACCCAGCAAUGGUUAGCAAAAAAAUGGCCUAUUUCUUGCGAAGAA
This is a messenger RNA of Puccinia graminis f. sp. tritici CRL 75-36-700-3, 1070 nucleotides long. RefSeq lists its product as uncharacterized. The record is from RefSeq and is a predicted model, not a curated record. The coding region runs from base 64 to 987 and encodes 307 amino acids. NCBI's taxonomy places the organism in Eukaryota, Fungi, Basidiomycota, Pucciniomycetes, Pucciniales, Pucciniaceae. The transcript has 3 exons.